CAUUUUCCUUCAUUACCCCACGAUUCUUAUUGUUUAUGCAAGGAAAAUUAAUAUAAAAACAAAACUUUUACAAAAAUAUUGAAGAAUUCCAUCAAAAAAACAUGGAAACACCACACAGUACAACAAAUACAAAGGAAUUUGAAGUUACGGGUGUUUCACGUAGCGGACGUGUACGUAAAAAGUCUUCCAAACUAUUAGAUUUUCAAUCACCCGAUGAAGUGGAAAGAAAAAUCUACAAAAGAACUACAGCCACCAGUCACUCGCCAAGAACUACAGCGACAAAGUAUUCGGGCCGCGGUAGACCUAGUUUAGCGGCCUUAAAGGCUCGCAAAGCGGCUCGUGUGGGGCCAGAUGAGGAAAAUGAUGUGGCAGCAGAUGAUGAAGAACCCGAUGAGGAGGUGAAAGAUAAAGAAGACAUGGAUAUAGACAAUCCCUCUAAGGAAACGGGAGAUGAGGAGGAGGAGGAAGAAGAAGAUGAAGAUGAUGAGGAUAUUAAUGAUGUUUUGCACAAUGCCAGUGGCCUAACAGCCGCAUCCGAUUCGGAUGAUGAUGGUUUUGGUGAAUUGGUGGCCGAUUUGGUGGGUACCGAAGCGGCCAAUUUGGAUGGCUCUGUAACCAACCAAAAGUCACCCUUUAGACAAUCCCUCUAUAUGACAGAGAAAAAUAAUAAGAAAUUAAAAGAAAAUAGAGUUGAGCGCAAAGAUAAGGGUAAAACACGCUAUACAGCUUAUAAUAUGUGGGCCCGGGAACAUCGCAAAUCUACCAAGUUUGGUAAGACCACAGAUAUGGAUCAUCAGGCGGCCAGACGUUUACAUGAACUCUGGUCAAAUGUUUCGAAUAAAGAGAAGAAUGCCUGGAAACGUAAAGCUAAAAUGCAGGCUACCAGAGCUAAACAAAGGGAAAGAUCGGGUAUAAAUCCCAUAAACAAAACAGCCCCUUUGCCAGGGAAUCCGCAACAAGCACAAAAUUCUUUUAUCAACAGACCUACCACAAGUCGUACCAAAAAAUUGGCUGAAGACAAACAGAAAGCUAAAGAUGAUAUGUUAGUGGUUAAACCCUCUACCAUUGCAGUUUCUACACCGAAAAGGCCACGCAACAAUUCGCACAGAAGAAAUCAUACAAACACAACAUCUACAAACAGUAAUAAUACUACAACACCCUUGUAUAUAGCCACCAAUGGCUCUACCAAUAAUUAUAACAAUACUCCCAAAACGGUGUCCUUGAAUAAUACCAAAACUCCCUUACCCACCAUUGAACCCAUUGAUGCGGCUGCCCAUUUAAAGCUGCUUGGUGAAAGUCUUAGUAUUAUCGGUGAUCGUCUUAAGGAACAUGAGGGCCAAAUUGCCGUAUCCGGCAGUUUAUCUGUGCUGCUGGACAGUUUACUUUGUUCAUUGGGGCCUUUGCUAUGCUUGACAACACGCCUACCCGGCUUGGACAAGAAACCCCAGUUGAAGGCAAAUUUGGCUACCACUUUGGAUAACAUAGCUUAUGUUAUGCCGGGACUGUAAGCUGAGGCUGAGGGUGUUAAGGUAACAUUUAUUUUUUAAGUUGAAAAUAAGCAGAAAUCAUAUUGGUUUAAAAGAAUAAAGAAAACAUUUUAACAAUAUAUUUACAAAGAACAAAUGAAGAA
Molecule: messenger RNA, 1630 nt
Organism: Calliphora vicina (urban bluebottle blowfly)
Lineage: Eukaryota; Metazoa; Arthropoda; Insecta; Diptera; Calliphoridae
Product: HMG box-containing protein 4
Exons: 2
Coding region: 102-1508 (468 amino acids)
Source: RefSeq, a predicted model, not a curated record